Messenger RNA from Striga asiatica, 2534 nucleotides. NCBI's taxonomy places the organism in Eukaryota, Viridiplantae, Streptophyta, Magnoliopsida, Lamiales, Orobanchaceae. The record is from the annotation of a GenBank genome assembly.
AUGCCCGCAUGCCAUCACUCAAACCUCGUGCCACAAGACCCGUCGCCCCACGAUGCAACGCGAGUGUCGCGCGAGUUUCACGCGCGUGACCUAUGUCGCAAGAUGCCCGAGCGCUCCAGGCCUCACGCCGCGCAUGGCAGCAUGCCCAAGCCUCGCGUGCCCAUGAGGCUGGGAGUUCAAAAACGCACGUGGACGGAAUUUUGGCUCGAUUUUGAAUCCUAUUUUAUGGGGACUCCUGCCCAGGGGCUAAAAAACUUCCAGAACUCGUUUUUUCGCUAUCUACCCGCCGCCGCCGCAAUGGACGUCACUGAAGAGGAGCGAUCACAUCUUCUGAACAGAGCCACCGACCACACAAGGAAGAAGCGCAAGAGAAACAGAAACAACAAAAAGAACACUGUAAAAGCCCCACAAGUUGAAGAAGAGGAAAAUCGCGAGGAAGACGAUGAAGAACGCGAAGAAGACGAGGUAAAUAGAAAGGAUGAGGAGGAAGUUGAAGAAGAAGAAGAGGAGGAGGAGGAAGAUGAAGAACAAGUAGGAGAAGAAGAAGAAGAUGAUGAUGAUGAUGAUGAGGAGGAGGAGGAAGAAGAAGAAGAAGACGAAGAAGAAGAAGAAGAAGAAGAGACUGACGAGAAAGGAGCUGAAAUGGAGAAGAAGAAGAAUAAAUUGAAGAUGGAAGAAAAAGAUUUGGAGGAGGUAGGUUUGAAGAAAGAGGCUAAGGCAAGUGGUUCGCAUGGGAUUAUGAGCUCUGAAGCAUUUUCUGCGCUGCCCAUCUCUGAGCCCACCAUGAAUGCCAUCAAAGACUUGGGGUUUCAGUAUAUGACUCAGAUCCAAGCUAGAGGGAUACCACCACUACUUGAAGGCAAGGAUGUUCUUGGAGCUGCAAGGACAGGGUCGGGGAAAACCCUUGCUUUUCUGGUACCAGCUGUCGAGUUGUUGUACAACAUCCGUUUUACUCCUCGAAAUGGGACUGGUGUUAUUGUUAUUUGCCCGACAAGGGAGCUGGCCAUACAGACACAUGCUGUAGCGAAGGACCUUCUUAAAUAUCAUUCUCAAACACUUGGACUGGUUAUUGGUGGUUCAGCUAGAAGAGGAGAAGCAGAGCGAAUAGCCAGAGGGGUAAAUCUUUUGGUAGCAACCCCUGGUAGACUUCUUGACCAUCUUCAGAACACCAAAGGCUUUAUAUAUAAGAACUUAAAGUGCCUUAUGAUUGAUGAAGCUGAUCGAAUUUUGGAAGCCAACUUUGAGGAGGAAAUGAAGCAAAUCAUUAAAAUUUUGCCUAAGGUGAGGCAAACAGCUCUCUUCUCUGCCACACAAACAAAGAAGGUUGAAGAUCUUGCACGCCUAUCAUUUCAGACAACUCCUGUCUAUGUAGAUGUUGAUGAUGGAAGGAGGAGGGUCACCAAUGAAGGACUGCAGCAAGGCUACUGUGUUGUCCCUAGUGCCAAGAGAUUUAUUCUUCUCUAUUCUUUCUUGAAAAGGAACUUGUCAAAGAAAGUGAUGGUUUUCUUCUCCUCUUGCAAUUCUGUAAAAUUUCAUUCAGAGCUUCUCAGAUACAUUCAGAUCGAUUGUCUUGAUAUUCAUGGCAAGCAAAAGCAGCAGAAACGAACCACAACCUUCUUCGAUUUCUGCAAAGCAGAGAAGGGCAUCUUAUUAUGUACUGAUGUAGCAGCACGUGGCCUUGAUAUUCCUUCUGUGGAUUGGAUUGUGCAGUAUGAUCCUCCUGAUGAGCCCAAGGAAUACAUUCAUAGAGUUGGACGUACAGCUCGUGGGGAAGGUGCGAAAGGGAAUGCUCUGCUUUUCUUGAUUCCAGAAGAGUUACAGUUUCUUCGUUACCUUAAGGCUGCAAAGGUCCCCGUCAAGGAGUAUGAGUUUGAUCAGAAGAAGCUAUCGAACGUGCAAUCUCACUUGGAGAAGUUGGUCUCGAACAACUAUUACUUGAACAAGUCGGCUAAAGAUGCGUACAGAUCAUAUAUUCUAGCAUAUAAUUCACAUUCUAUGAAAGACAUCUUUAAUGUGCAUCGACUUGAUCUACAGGCUGUUGCUGCUUCAUUUUGCUUUACUUCGCCUCCAAAAGUAAACUUAAACAUCGAUAGCAAUGCGUCCAAGUUCAGGAAAAAAGCUCGACGAGUUGAAGGAACUCGACAUGGUUUUAGUGAUAGCAAUCCGUAUGGGAGGAAAGCUGAAGGCGAUGUUCGACAAUUUGUUAGGUAUUAAAUUUAGCGUUCUUUAUCUUUUUAGCAAGCGAAAGCUCGUCUAGUUAUGGAAGAUGGUCUCCACUUGCUGGCCCGGGUCAUCAUUUUGCAGUGAGAGUUUUGCAUUAAACGCAGUUUCCAUAUAAUUUGUAUCUGAUAUCAAGAUUAUGUCAUCUCGAAAAAACUAAGAAUUUUGCUGGAUCAUGUUUUAGCUUGGAUUAUUAAUUUUAAACUAGUAGUCACCCGUGCGAUGCACGGGGAUAUUAUUAUCUAUAAUGUGUUAUGCAGGCAAUGAUCAUGAUCAUAAUAAUAGACAUAUAAACAUAUCAUUAAAUUGAAAAA